ACGCGUAGCACUCAACACGAACAAACCUAGUCGUUUGGCAUCAACGUAUCUGUGGGAUACGACGUGUCGAGUACAUAUAUUCGUUCUAUUUUGUAAAGUAAAACAAAAUGCAUAGAGCACACACGGCCUUUAGUCUGGCGCUAUCGCCCAUGGCGCACAAAAACUUUGCCACAUGGCUGCUCAACAGCAAUAGCAGUAAAAAGCUGAUUAAGGCCAGCGCUGCUGCCGCUGUGCGCACCUAUAACUCAGCUGCCGCCGAACCCUUUGCCAAUGGCAGCACUGCAUCCUACGUGGAGGAGAUGUACAACGCCUGGCUGCGUGAUCCCGCCUCUGUCCACACAUCCUGGGAUGCCUACUUUCGGAGCAACUCGUACAUGAGCCCGCCCAAUUUGGCGCCCGUGCAGGCGAACACGUUGCCACUGACGGCCUUCAAUUUAGGUGGAGCUGCCAGCGCUGCGCCCGACUCCAAGACCAUUGACGACCAUCUGGCCGUGCAGGCCAUCAUUCGAAGCUAUCAGAUUCGAGGACAUAAUAUUGCUCACCUCGAUCCACUCGAAAUUAAUACACCAGAUUUGCCUGGCAACUCCUCGACGAAAACCAUUUACGCUAAUUUCAGUUUUGGCGAGCAAGAUAUGGAGCGUCGUUUUAAGUUGCCCAGCACCACUUUCAUUGGUGGCGAUGAGGCUUCCCUGCCACUCAAGGAAAUUCUGAAUCGUCUGGAGAAUGUAUACUGCAAUAAAAUAGGCGUUGAGUUCAUGUUCAUUAACUCGUUGGAGCAGUGCAAUUGGAUUCGCAAACGUUUCGAGACACCCGGCGUUCUAAACUUUUCGCCCGAGGAGAAGCGUUUAAUUUUGGCACGUUUGACACGUGCCACUGGCUUUGAGGCGUUCUUGGCCAAGAAAUACUCGUCGGAGAAGCGUUUCGGUCUGGAGGGUUGUGAGAUUAUGAUACCCGCCCUGAAGGAAAUCAUUGAUGUGUCCACCGACCUGGGCGUGGAGUCUGUCAUCAUGGGCAUGCCACAUCGUGGUCGCCUCAACACGCUGGCCAAUGUGUGCCGCAAGCCAUUGAAUCAAAUCUUUACCCAGUUUGCUGGCCUGGAGGCCGCAGAUGAUGGCUCUGGUGAUGUCAAGUACCAUUUGGGCACAUAUAUUGAGCGUUUGAAUCGCGUGACCAACAAGAACAUACGUCUGGCCGUUGUCGCCAAUCCCUCUCACUUGGAGGCCGUUGAUCCUGUUGUCCAGGGCAAGACACGUGCCGAGCAAUUCUAUCGCGGCGAUCAGGAGGGCAAGAAGGUGAUGUCCAUUCUGAUUCACGGCGAUGCCGCUUUCUGCGGCCAGGGUGUUGUCUACGAGACAAUGCACUUGUCGGAUCUGCCCGACUAUACGACUCACGGUACUAUUCAUGUGGUGGCCAACAAUCAAAUUGGCUUCACCACCGAUCCACGAUUCUCGCGCUCAUCGCCCUACUGCACGGAUGUGGCACGUGUCGUUAACGCACCCAUUUUCCACGUCAAUGCCGAUGAUCCGGAGGCUGUGAUGCAUGUGUGCAAAGUGGCUGCCGAGUGGCGUGCCACCUUCCACAAGGAUUGUGUUAUUGAUUUGGUUGGCUACCGUCGCAACGGCCACAACGAGAUCGAUGAGCCGAUGUUCACGCAACCGCUUAUGUACCAGAAGAUUCGCAAGCACAAGAACUGCUUGGAUCUCUAUGCAGAUAAACUGAUUGCCGAGGGCACCGUUACCGGCGAGGAGGUCAAAUCUGUGGCCGCCAAAUACGAGAACAUUUGCGAGGAGGCCUUCGCUCUGGCCAAGACCGAGACGCAUGUCAAGUACAAGGAUUGGUUGGACUCGCCCUGGUCUGGCUUCUUUGAGGGUAAGGACCCCUUGAAGGUGGCGCCCACCGGUGUCAAGGAGGAGACUCUGAUACACAUUGGCAAUCGUUUCUCGUCUCCACCACCCAAUGCCGCUGAAUUUGUCAUUCACAAGGGUCUGAUGCGCGUUUUGGCCGCUCGCAAGGCGAUGGUUGAUGAGAAGGUGGCCGAUUGGGCUUUGGGCGAGGCCAUGGCUUUUGGCUCACUGUUGAAGGAGGGCAUUCAUGUGCGCCUCUCUGGCCAGGAUGUGGAGCGCGGCACUUUCUCGCAUCGUCAUCAUGUGCUGCACCAUCAGCUGGUGGACAAGGCCACCUACAAUUCGCUGCAGCACAUGUAUCCGGAUCAGGCGCCCUACUCCGUAUCAAACAGCUCGUUGUCCGAAUACGCUGUGCUGGGCUUUGAGCAUGGUUACUCCAUGACCAAUCCGAAUGCUCUGGUGUUGUGGGAGGCGCAAUUUGGUGAUUUCAGCAACACGGCGCAGUCCAUCAUCGAUCAGUUCAUCUCCAGCGGUCAGUCGAAAUGGGUGCGCCAAUCCGGUCUGGUUAUGCUGCUGCCUCAUGGCAUGGAGGGCAUGGGCCCCGAACACUCGUCGUGCCGCGUCGAGCGUUUCCUGCAGAUGAGCUCCGAUGAUCCCGACUACUUCCCACCCGAGUCGGAUGAGUUUGCCAUCAGACAGCUGCACGACAUUAACUGGAUUGUGGCCAACUGCACGACACCAGCAAAUCUGUACCACAUCUUGCGUCGCCAGGUGGCCAUGCCCUUCCGCAAGCCCCUGAUCCUGUGCACGCCCAAAUCGCUGCUGCGUCACCCCGAGGCCAAGAGCCCCUUCAGUGAAAUGAGCGAGGGCAGCGAGUUCCAGCGCAUCAUACCCGAUCGUGGACCAGCUGCCGAUAAUGCCAGCAACGUCAAAAAGGUUGUCUUCUGCACGGGUCGCGUCUACUACGAUCUGACCAAGGCGCGUGCCGACAAGCAACUGCAGAGCGAUAUUGCCAUUGUGCGCGUGGAGCAGGUAUCGCCCUUCCCCUUCGAUCUGGUCAAGGAGCAAGCGAAUCUGUACAAGAACGCCGAGCUCGUGUGGGCACAGGAGGAGCACAAGAAUCAGGGCUGCUGGUCAUAUGUCCAGCCGCGUUUCCUCACUGCGCUGAACCAUAGCCGUGACAUCAGCCAAAGCGAUGAACAAUCCACCUUCUCCACUGAUAAUACUAAUAACGAAUCCGAUACCGAUUCCGAUUCUAACUCCGAACAAAAAUCGAAACCCUGGCUAAGUCGCAUGUUCACCUCCGAUAAAAGUGAUAGCGUCACAACUGCUACGGCCACUGGCGAGUUUAAUGCCGCCAAGCAUUUCGAUUUAAAGAACGUACGUCAAGAUUUCAAUAGGCCCGAGGGCAUUGCGGCAGCGCCGGGCGUGCGCAAGACAAAAACCGGACGUAAAAUUAGCUAUGUUGGACGCGCUUGUGGUGCCUCAACCGCCACCGGCUCAAAGGCCCAGCAUAUUCGGGAGCUGAAUGCGCUGCUGAAUGAUGCGAUUUCGACUUAAGGAUCCAACUGGACAGUUGGUGGCUAAAUGGUGGACCAGCUCGAGUUGAUUAUAAAGUGAAAACAACAACAAGAAGAAGAAUGAGAAGAAGAAUAUUAAUGAUGAAUAUAUAUUUUGUAAUAGAAAAGUAUGCAGACUCUUUGAUACGAUUUUUUUCUGACGAAAUUGUUAAGUGCAUUGUGUGAAAGUAAUGAAAUUUUAAAUAUUAGUUUAGUGAAAUUGAUGGAAAUGAGCAAAAACAACAACAACAAGAAGAACACACAGGAUGUUUAGUGUUUAGGAGUAAAAUACAGCAAAUAUAACAAAUGCAAAAAUCCACUCACAAAAAAAAGAAGAAUUCAAACUUUAGUAAAUGAUAAAAGGAUAAAACACACACACACACAUACAUAUGUUUAAAGAAGAGCAACAACAUUUUCAAAAUGAAUGUAAUUUUAUUUUACUCUUAUGAUUAAUAUUUAUUUUAUUGUAUUAUAUAUUAAUUAACUAUCUCAACAACUUAUGAAUUCAAAUCGUUGCAAAGUAAUAGCAAGAAAAAGCAGAAGGACAUCAUUUUGUGUUUUUGUUCGCCUUUGCUUAAGUUACACAAAUUUGUUUGAAUAAAAGAAAAGAACAUAUAUAUAUAUAUAUAUGUAUAUAUAUAUGUAUAUAUAUAUAUAUAAAUAUAUAAUAUGCGAACAUAAACAAGAAUAUAUAUAUAUAUUUAAAGAGUACUGUGCUUAAGUUGUCUAUCUACUAAAUCAAGGGGUGGAUCAACGAUUAUCAGGGAUGUUGCGACUAUUUUGCAUCGGUUAUUAUAAAGUUUAUCAGAAACAAAUGUAAUGGGAAGGCUUUAAGUAUUUGUACUGUCACAAUUUUUGAAUGUACUUAGAAUUAAACACAAUGCGAUUGAUAUAAUAUAUAUACUUUUUUGUUGGGUCAUAACCCAAAAUGAAUCCCGUGCACCACUUUGCAGCACUUGUGCUUUAAUUUAUAAUAUAUUUACCAAAUGAUAUAUGACAUGACAUAUUGCACCCUUUUCUCGCACCAAUAUAUGAUAUUGAACGUAGAGUGAUAAACGGAAAACGUUUUGCAAACAACGUUUCCAAGAAAAUUAAAAACUAUUUUACAAAAAAAAAUAAAAAAAAUGAAAGAAAAUCUUUAUACUAAUACGAUUCACAAACAAAUGAGAGAGUAUGAUGAGUAUGUGUGUGUCAAAACUUAACUUUUACUCUUUAAUCUUUUAAUAACUCUAAUCAAAACAACAAAAUACAUUAAAAACAAAACCCCAAACUAAAAUUUUGCACCAGCGACAAAAUUUGCUGAUUGUUAAAAAGUAAGUAGCAUGUUUACACAAAGAUUUACUAACUAACAAAAGUGGCGAGAGUUUAAAAGAUACGAGUAUGUAAAAAGCGGUCUAUGAAUAAAGUAUACAUACAAUUAAGCUUG
Messenger RNA from Drosophila grimshawi, 4829 nucleotides. It is a transcript of the gene Nc73EF, whose product is annotated as 2-oxoglutarate dehydrogenase, mitochondrial. Gene Ontology annotation, molecular function: oxoglutarate dehydrogenase (succinyl-transferring) activity; thiamine pyrophosphate binding. Bases 108 to 3404 code for a protein of 1098 amino acids. Gene Ontology annotation, biological process: tricarboxylic acid cycle. Gene Ontology annotation, cellular component: oxoglutarate dehydrogenase complex; mitochondrion. The record is from RefSeq and is a predicted model, not a curated record. The transcript is spliced from 12 exons. NCBI's taxonomy places the organism in Eukaryota, Metazoa, Arthropoda, Insecta, Diptera, Drosophilidae.